AUGAGCUGCGCUGUGGACGCCAUGACAAUGUUUGGAUAUUUUAUCCUCCUCUCUUUCCUCUUCUUUCACUUGCCUCUCUGCCACAGCCUCACGCAAUUACCAGAGUUUGAUGAAGAUGACAUUAAGUGCCUCAACCAGACCAAAGCAGAAUUGACUGAUCCAAAUCAGUCUCUUUUCACAUGGCGGUUUGGGAACAGCAGCCAAGGCUUUAUCUGCAACUUUGUGGGAAUUCAGUGCUGGCAUAACGAUGACGGCAGACUUCUAAGCGUUAAGCUCCCUGGAAUGGAGCUUUCGGGGCAUUUCCCCAGCGGCUUGAAGUACUGUGGGAGCUUGACUAACUUGGAUCUCUCUAGCAAUAGUCUUUCAGGCACAAUCCCAAAGGAUCUGUGCAAAUGGCUUCCCUUUCUUGUGCAAAUUGAUCUUUCGUCAAACCAGUUUACUGGGCCAAUUCCCCCCGAGCUCGCUAAUUGUACUUAUCUGGAUGUACUGCACCUGAAUGACAACCAACUUAGUGGUUCGAUACCAUGGGAAUUGACGCGGCUGGAGCGGCUCAACGACUUCAAUUUUGCAAAUAAUAUGCUUACAGGUCCAAUACCUGCUAAGUGGGCCUCUAAUAGCAGUGACCUCUUUUCGGGUAACCCUGCACUAUGUUCGAAACCCUUGAGCAGGGGAUGUGGAAGACCAAAUUCAGUUAAUCUGGUGGUUGUUGCUGCGUUUGUGCUUUACGGCAUUGCAAUUGUUACCUGGGGCAUUCUCUGCAUUCGUGGCUGGUUUUCAAGACAAGCAUCUCGAGGAUCGCCACUGCCGCCAUAUAGGCAGCCUCUCGAUCAUGUAAAAAUUCGGAGGUCCAAAAAAGUUUGUAUGUUCGAGAAGCCCAUAAAUAAAAUGAGAGUGGGUGACCUUGCGGAUGCCACGCACAACUUCAGCGAAGACAACAUCCUAUGGAGUGACAGCACCGGGGUCUUUUACAAGGCUGAGCUGCCCGACGGCUCUCUGCUGACGGUAAAGAGGUUGAGGAUUUGCGAGCAGAGUGAAAAGGAGUUCAAGUGGGAGAUGAAGACAUUAGGGCAUCUGAGGCACCGCAAUCUGCUCCCACUUCUGGGUUACUGCAUUGCCGACGACCAAGAGCGGCUGCUCGUCUACAAAUACAUGGCCAGAGGAACUCUCCUGAAUUGCUUCCACGGCCUCCACAGAGACCAGAAUGAGUUGGACUGGCCCACCAAGCUUAGGAUUUGUAUCGGCAUUUCAAGAGGACUGGCGUGGCUUCAUCACAUCUGCAAUCCUCAUAUAAUCCACCGCAAUAUAUGUUCAGGAGUAGUUUAUAUGGACAAUGAUUAUGAGCCCCGCAUCAGUGGGUUCGGAUUAGCCAGAUUUAGCAGCGAUGGAGGUGAGACUCGCAUCAGCAUUUCUUCCCAGCAGAAUUUGGGGAACGAAUUCCAAUACGCUGCGCCGGAACAGUGGAGGAAUAUUCCGUCUAUGGCCACAAUGAAAGGGGAUGUAUACAGCUUUGGAGUGGUUGUGCUUGAAAUCGUAACGGGACUGAAGCCUGACGAUGUACUGAUGGAAAGGGAAAGUGAGAAGGAGUUGAUGCUGAUCGAGUGGAUACGUGGGAACGGCGCGGACGCAGAGCGAGCAGUAGAGAAAUAUGUGAAGGAGAGCUGUUUAUUGUCGGAGGAAGAGAAAUCAAUGGUGGAGGAGAUGAUGGAGAUAGGUUUUAGGUGUGUAAGAUUUAACGCAGAAGAAAGGCCUUCAAUGUAUCAAGCAUACGAAUCUUUGACUAAAAUUGGCGACAGAUAUGGAAUUUGGGACGACGAGGAGGAAAUACCGAUUGAAUGGGCAGCUCGAUUGAAAUAUAAUUGA
Messenger RNA from Cryptomeria japonica (Japanese cedar), 1860 nucleotides. Its product is annotated as probable inactive receptor kinase At1g27190. NCBI's taxonomy places the organism in Eukaryota, Viridiplantae, Streptophyta, Pinopsida, Cupressales, Cupressaceae. Gene Ontology annotation, molecular function: protein kinase activity; ATP binding; protein binding. The record is from RefSeq and is a predicted model, not a curated record. The transcript has a single exon. Gene Ontology annotation, biological process: protein phosphorylation. The coding region runs from base 1 to 1860 and encodes 619 amino acids.